AUGUCGCCUCCAAACCCCUCGCCUGGCGAUCAAGAAGACAACGAGGAUCUUAUGGAUCAGCUCAUGGCUGAACUCGACUCCAAGGAUUCCACAACUCAAACGGAAGCCGCAACCAUUCUGAACAAGAUGAACGUCGUCCAAGCGGCAGAAAAUGGACCGGUGGCGAAGCCAGCUAAUGACAGCAAGUCUCGUUACAAAGCGCGACAGGAAAGGAAAGCCGCAGCUUUGGCGGAGGAGGCGGCUCAGAAUAACCCUGACGACCCGACGCGCACAGCGCAGUUCGAGCGAGAAGCAGCGGAAGAGGAGAAGGUCGUCAAUGCCAUCUGCGAUGAAAUGGGUUUCACUAUGCAUGAGAUAAACCCCGACGGGCAUUGCUUGUUCUCUGCCAUCGCGGACCAACUGGGCCUACAUGGACUCAUACCCUCAUCACAAGUCUCCUAUGCGAACGUCCGGCACGCCGCCGCAAAUUACAUUCAAGACCACGUUGAUGAUUUCCUCCCGUUCUUGCCUUCGGAGUUCGGCGAAGACGGCGACGGCGCCGUUGAUACUGGUCUCAUGUCUCCCAAGGCAUUCGCAGCGUACUGCGAACGGAUACGGAAUACCGGCCAAUGGGGCGGCGAGCCGGAGAUCCUAGCGUUGAGUCGUGCCUACAAUGUUCCUAUAUUCGUCGUGCAAUCUGGAACACCGAGGGUCGUGGUCCAUACGCCGACGGGCGCAACUGUGGAUUGGAGGGACAAGAACAUCAAGGCGCUUUGGAUCAGUUACCAUCGACGCAUGUAUGGAUUGGGAGAGCACUACAACUCAUUACGUCCGAAGAGCAGUGUGUUCUCCAAGAUCGCUACGGCAUUGAACACAUAA
Molecule: messenger RNA, 858 nt
Organism: Punctularia strigosozonata HHB-11173 SS5
Lineage: Eukaryota; Fungi; Basidiomycota; Agaricomycetes; Corticiales; Punctulariaceae
Product: OTU-domain-containing protein
Exons: 4
Coding region: 1-858 (285 amino acids)
Biological process (GO): protein deubiquitination
Molecular function (GO): cysteine-type deubiquitinase activity
Source: RefSeq, a predicted model, not a curated record